Molecule: messenger RNA, 5776 nt
Organism: Drosophila biarmipes
Lineage: Eukaryota; Metazoa; Arthropoda; Insecta; Diptera; Drosophilidae
Gene: hppy
Product: mitogen-activated protein kinase kinase kinase kinase 5
Exons: 14
Coding region: 1000-4701 (1233 amino acids)
Biological process (GO): protein phosphorylation
Molecular function (GO): MAP kinase kinase kinase kinase activity; ATP binding
Source: RefSeq, a predicted model, not a curated record
GGUGCAUCGAUGUUUCCAUCGAAGUUUCGCCACCUCUAGAGCAAAGGAACAACAACAUUUGUGGGCUGCGCGUUGACGAAGUGGAUGUGAAAUUUUUCGUUCGUAGGACAAUUGUUAAUUAUCCACUGGCCGAAUUCGCCCCGCAAUCACGUGUCCCCGUGAAAUGUGAACGGUGUGUAGUUUCUUACCUUGCGCGUUGGCCAAAAUCGAAGUCGGAAUAAAAUUACAACAAAAAACACUAAAUACCCAACAACACGAACGGGCGACAAAGCGACACGCCUCGCGUUGUUGUUGUUGUCGCGUGUGUUUUUUAUUCGGCAGCCACUAUUUAUUUAUUUAUUUCGUCGUUUUAUUUGCGAAAAGCAAGUGCUCUUCAUAAAUCCUAAUAAAUAACAAUUAAAGUGCAGUCGCAUUGGGAAACAAAGAAGAAGAGGAGGAGAUAAAGAAUAUUGAGAGAGGCAGGGAGAGCGAGCGAGAGAGGGGAUAAAAAACGAGACGUUCUCUGGCCUUCUCGCUCCCACCCCCGCGCUUUCUCCACCUCCUCCGCGUCCAGUCUUUUAUCAAAUUUGUUGUUGCUGCUGCCUUAUUCGCUGUUUUUUGUUUUCAUCGUUCUUUUUUCCCGUCUGCGUCAUUUUUCGCGAUUCUCUGAUUGCGUGUGUGUGCUCUCUAGAUUCUCCGAUCGGAAUCCGAUUCACCAGGAGUAAUGUAUCUAUGCUGAAAUACAAAACAUACAAAGUCCAGUUAGCCUUACGUAAUUGUGUGUGUGAUUCGAAGCGACCAAAAUGCAUCUCGAUCCCCAAAAGUAUCUGAGAUUCGCCUGCAACGUGUGCUAAGCUAAGAAGUCGAAGAAAAACGAGUAAGGGCGGCGAAAAGAGUGCGCAGCAGAGUGAGAGGGCAAGAGAGAGUGCAGAGUCGAGCAAAGAGGGAUCCGGAAGAAGGACUCGAUCGGCUAAGCGGAAGCGGAAACGGCAACGGCGAACGGAUACGGAAGCUGGCAAGAUGGCCGCCGCCCACAGCCACCACAAUGCCAAUCUGCUCAGCUCGGACAUCUCCCGCAGAAAUCCGCAGGACGAGUACGAGCUCAUCCAAAAAAUAGGCUCCGGCACUUACGGCGACGUCUACAAGGCGAAACGCAUACAGAGCAAUGAGCUGGCCGCCAUCAAGGUCAUCAAGCUGGAGCCCUCCGACGACAUACAGAUCAUCCAGCAGGAGAUCAUCAUGAUGAGGGACUGCCGCCACCCGAACAUCAUCGCCUACUACGGAUCGUACCUGCGAAGGGACAAGCUCUGGAUCUGCAUGGAGUACUGUGGCGGUGGCAGCCUGCAGGACAUCUACCAGGUCACUGGUCCCCUCACCGAAGUCCAGAUCGCGUACAUGUGCCGGGAGACCCUCAAGGGACUUGAGUACCUGCACUCGAUGGGGAAAAUGCAUCGGGACAUCAAGGGUGCGAAUAUCCUGUUGACCGAGUACGGGGAUGUCAAGCUGGCGGACUUCGGCGUUUCGGCGCAGAUCACGGCCACAAUUAACAAACGCAAGAGCUUCAUAGGCACUCCCUACUGGAUGGCUCCCGAGGUGGCAGCCGUGGAGCGAAAGGGUGGCUAUAACCAACUAUGUGAUAUUUGGGCCUGUGGCAUAACCGCAAUCGAACUGGCUGAACUGCAGCCGCCGAUGUUCGAUCUGCACCCGAUGCGCGCCCUCUUCCUGAUGUCCAAGAGCGGCUUCAAGCCGCCCACCCUGAACAACAAGGACAAGUGGAGCCCCACGUUCCACAACUUCAUCAAGACGGCGCUGACGAAGAACCCCAAGAAACGACCCACCGCCGAGCGCCUGCUGCAGCAUCCCUUCGUCCAGUGCGACAUGUCCUUGCGGGUGGCCAAGGAGCUGCUGCAGAAGUACCAGAGUCCCAACCCGCAGUUCUACUACUAUCUCGAUGGCGAUGAGGAGUCUGUGGCCGGGGUGCCGCAGCGCAUUGCCAGCAAAAUGACGUCACGCACCAAUGGCGUGCCAGCGCAAAAUCACACACUAAAAACAGGAAUGACGACGAACUCCACGUGGAACGAGCGAUCUUCUAGUCCCGAGACGUUACCCAGUGACAUGAGCCUCUUACAAUAUAUUGAUGAGGAGCUGAAGCUAAGAGCGACCUUGCCACUGAACAGCGACACCAAAGACCCACUCGCCGCCGAGUGCAGCUGCUCCUCCCACAACGGAGGGGCCGCCGGAGGAGGAGCUGGAGGAGGAGCAGGCGGGGCAGCAGCGAACGGCAGCAGCAGCGGCGGCAGCGGAGGCGGAGCAGUCGGCACCACCCAUCAUCAGCACCAACAGCACCACCAGCAUCAGCAUACCCACCAUCCGAAUCACCCGCAUCCGCAUCAGCAUCAGCAACAUCAACUGCCGCCGCAGCAGCAACAGCAGCAGCAGCAGCAACAUCAGGCGGCACAGCAGCAACACCAUCACCACCAUCCAAUGACCACGUCCAUAUCAAGCGGUUCGGUGACCGCCAAUGCCAACUGCAUCAACUCGUCCGCCUCGCUGGCCUCCAUGCCGGGCCUGAGUGCCUACCUUGGCAUGGGCCCCCAUGUGGGCGGCCACAUGGCCAUGGGAUUGGGCAUGGGCAUGGGCCUGGGCCUGGGCCUGUCCAAUCUGCGCACCACCAGCAUCGAUGCCGACGACGACGAUGAGCUGGUGGCUGCCGAUGUGGCCAUGAACAAUGCUGCUGCCGCCGUUCCUGGGAACGGAUCCGGGGCUGGCAAUGGUACCGGGUCCGGUUGCUCCGCCUCUGCGGCGCACUAUCUGCGGUACAGCAGCAACUACCGCUCGGCCGCCGCGGCUCAGGCAUCGCAGGCGGCACAUCCGCUGGCCAACGCCAAUGCAAACUCCAAUUCGAAUUCGAACAACGGCCAUGGCCACGCGCCGAUCUCAUCCAGCAUCUCGUCCUCUGCGUCAUCAGCUUCGUUUUAUAAUCGCCUCCUACUCCUCGAUAAUUCCAGCGGCGAUGCAGUCGUCGGCGGCGGCAAUGCAGGUGGCGGCAGCAACAACAGCAGCGGCGGAGGAGGGGCAGGUGGUGCUAGCACCAAUGGCCUCCAGGACAAGCACGACUCGGAAGCCACUGCCCAAGCGGGCGCCAAAUCCGCCGGUGAUGGCUUUUCGCAUUCCAACAGCCCUGCUGUGAAUUCCGGAGCUGGAGCGACGGGCUCGAGGGACAACGAUGGACCCUCGUCGAGCAACUCCUCGCAUCUCUACCAGAACCUGCUGAGGAGCAGCUCCGGUGAGUCGCCAGCGGGAUCUAGCUCGGCGGGCAACAACUGUGAUUACCGGCACGAGAGCAACCAGAAUGGAGUGGAGGACUCGCCCCGGCGCCAUAGCUCCAUGGAUCAGCUGAUUGGGCUGCUCGAGAACCUGGGCAUGUCUUCGAGGACACGCAGCCUGAGCGAUGGCGGCACUCAGGACGAUGACGAAGAGAAGGAGGCGCAACCUGAUCUGCUGAACAACACCCCACCGGUGCCACCGAAGCGCUCCCACAAGCGCCGCCACACGCCCCCUCGCCCCAUUUCCAACGGACUGCCGCCGACUCCCAAGGUGCACAUGGGCGCCUGCUUCUCCAAGAUCUUCAACGGCUGCCCCCUGCGGGUGCACUGCACCGCCUCGUGGAUCCACCCGGAGACGCGGGACCAGCAUCUGCUGAUUGGCGCCGAGGAGGGCAUCUACAACCUCAACAUGAACGAACUGCACGACGCGGCCAUCGAUCAGUUGUUCCCGCGUCGCACCACCUGGCUGUACGUGAUCAAGGAUGUGCUCAUGAGUCUGUCGGGUAAAUCCUGCCAGCUCUACAGGCACGACCUGGUGGCCCUGCACUCCAAGCAGACGGUGCGCUUCUCGCUGCACAUGAACAAGAUACCGGAGCGCUUGGUGCCGCGCAAGUUUGCGCUGACCACCAAGGUGCCCGACACGAAGUGCUGCACACAGUGCUGCGUCACCCGGAAUCCGUACAACGGAUACAAAUACCUCUGCGGGGCGACGCCCAGCGGCAUCUUCCUGAUGCAGUGGUACGAUCCGCUGAACAAGUUCAUGCUGCUGAAGCAGUGCGAGUGGCCGGCCACUAGCAUUCAGGGCGGCGGCUAUGGCUGCGUCCAGAACGGACACACACCCGUAUUCGAGAUGAUUAUCACGCCGGAGCUGGAGUACCCGAUUGUGUGCACGGGUGUGCGGAAGGCCAUGAACGGCUGCCUCAAGCUGGAGCUGAUCAACAUGAACAGUGCCAGCUGGUUCCACUCGGAGGACCUGGAGUAUGACGCCAUGGCCACGAUGGUGCCGCGACGCGACCUGCUGAAGGUGGUGCGCGUGCACCAGGUGGAGAAGGACGCCAUUCUGGUCUGCUACGGCAAUCUGAUGCAGGUGGUCACGCUGCAGGGCAAUCCCAAGCAGCACAAGAAGAUGGUAUCGCAGCUCAACUUUGACUUCAACGUUGACAGUAUUGUUUGUUUACCGGACAGCGUUUUGGCAUUCCAUAAGCACGGCAUGCAGGGGAAGUCGUUGCGCAACGGCGAGGUCACGCAGGAGAUCAAGGACAUGAGUCGCACCUACAGGCUGCUGGGCAGCGAUAAGGUUGUGGCCUUGGAGAGCCAGCUGCUGAGGACCGGCUCCCUGGGCAGCGAGGAGGGACACGAUCUGUACAUUCUGGCCGGGCACGAGGCUAGCUACUAAGCUAAUGGACGCCCGCUUAAUCCACUGUUAUAUUUUAAAUAUAAUCCGGUUCACCACACAAGUUUUAAGGGCCGCAGCCGCCGUCGUCGUCAACUAUUAAAUGUAAUUUAAUUACUCGUAGGCUAAGCAGUGACUCACUGAUCGUAGAGGAGUAGAGGAAUAGCGAGAGCCAGUUGCAUGUCGAGCGUUCGAUAGCUUAGAUUAGCGCAAUUUUACAGCACCUAGAAGAGGCAGCCUUCGAAGAAGAGACCCAGAUCCACACUACCAAGCACACUACUGAUGGGGACACUCGGCCCGAGUCGCUAUCUUUCGAUCCGCCGACCACUCGAUAAACUAGACGUCUUCGUCUGCGUCUACCCGAUUCCGUUGUAGCUAUAUUUUUGUAUUACAAGAAAAUGCUUUAAUUUAUACAACUAACUUUAAAGACCUACGGUAAUCGCUACGGAUAGUUAUGUUAGAGAUUUGUGUACGCGCUUCACAAAGCCAAUAGAUACGAUUCCAAAUAGUCAGUCAGCAGGAGAAUCCAAGUAAAUCUACGUUAAUACAAUACGCAAUUAUCCACACGAUUCGAGAUCCACUAAGGCAAUUAGAACUAAUAAAUAAUUCUUAGUCUUUAGCAAUUGUAAAUCGCAAUGUUUUUAGCUGGUUAAACUGCUUUCGAUUGGCUCAAGACCGCAACGGAAAUUUAAGGACGAGGGAGUGAGGGGAGGAGGGCGAUAAAGGAUGAUACGGUUUGUUGGGAAACAAAACUAGCUAGUAAUACUUUUCUAACCUAGUAACACGAAUUAACAAAAAUAAUUGCAAAUUAAUGGUCUGUAUCUGUACGUUAAACAAGUAAACUGAUUGUCAUAGUUACGGUUCUAGGCUAAGCUAAGCGAUGAAAACAGACAACUUUCCGAACAGCACCCUUCGUCGAUUGAGUUGUAAAAAUAUUCUACUAGACCUUAAGUUAUUUAGUUCAUACGACAAAGCAAAAACCGAAAAUUACAAACUAAUACGGAGAAAAACAAACGGAUAAACACACAAAAUUGUUGAACUCUAGUUUAGUGCAAAAAUAAAAAGUAUGUGAAAGAAA